This is a messenger RNA of Zootermopsis nevadensis, 5782 nucleotides long. RefSeq lists its product as uncharacterized. NCBI's taxonomy places the organism in Eukaryota, Metazoa, Arthropoda, Insecta, Blattodea, Termopsidae. The record is from RefSeq and is a predicted model, not a curated record.
AGUUCUUCCAUUUGUUUAUUUAAAGAUGUUUAGUCAGUUGAAGACGUAACAACUUUUUAGCUUAAUACUCGAAGAAAAACAUAAUUUGUUGCACAUUUCUUCCUAUUAAAUACAUGGAGUGGUCUGAAGAUUUAGUUCUUAAGUUUAUAGAAGCGUAUAGGGAUCGUCCUGUUCUAUGGGAUGUUAGACACAAGUUUUUCAAAAUUAAAACUAAGAGAAACGAUGCGUGGGAGGAGUUAGCCACAUUAUUUAACACAAACAGGUAUGCAGCAAAAAAGAAAAUUAAUUCGCUUCUUGCUUCGUUUAGGAGGGAGCGCCGUAAAUCAAUAUGUCAAACAUCUGUGACUGGUACAAAUGAAGUGUGUCAGUCCAAAUGGUUUGCCUUCAAGAGCCUGCUGUUUCUGAUUGACAGGAAUAAACCAAGACAGACGCAGUGCACUGAUGAGAUAGUUGAACAAGAUGACUUUGAAGAAUCUAGAGCUACAGUGGACAUGGAAAAUGAGGCAUCUUCAACUAAUGAUGUGGAAAAAGAGUGUGUUGGUCAUGCUGAAGAACAUACAUCAGAUCAGCCAUAUACUCAAGAGAGGCAGUGUAAACGUAAAGAAUCCUUGUCACACAUGAAAAUUGUCCUGCCAAAUAAGAAGAAACGAAUCGUAGAAGAUCCUAGAGUUACGGAAGCAUACAGAAUAUUAAAAGAAGUUUCGAAAAGAAAUGAAAAGAGAGAUCAUUGCAUUGUUUAUGGUGAACAUAUUGCUCAUAAAUUAAGAGGUUAUGAUAGUCGUACGUGUGCAAUUGUUCAGUACCAUAUCAACAACGUUCUCUUUGAAGCAGACAUGGGCAAAUAUUCCAAUGGCAAUCUAGAUAACCAGCAACCAGUGCAUUGGGAAUCAGGUUCUUGGAAUAAUGGCCAAUGUGGGUCAUCUCUUCCAAAUGUCACUUCAGCAUCUUCAUCACCACAAUCUCAGCACAAUGUGGAUAUAAUGAAGAUGGAGCCAGACAUGCUGUCAUCACAGUGGGAAACCCAGCUUCCAGCUUCAUUCACUCUUGUUGCUGUCAAGUGUGAAGUUGAGGAUGAAGCUAAGGAUUUUAUGGCUGUUAAAACAGGGGUGAAAGAUGAAGUAACAACAGGAGAACAUGAGGCAAAAAUUGAGGAUUGUAAUGGGAAUUCACAGCAUACAGCUAUGUACAAGUCUGUUGACAAAGGUUAGUGAAGUACAAUGAGGACCUAGUCCAUGGUUCCUCCAGGGCUGUUGAGAAGGUGUGACAAGAACCCUGAAAAUGAACAGGACCAAAUGUGAGAUGGAACAGCAGCAAUAGGUUGUUAUUCCUCUGCCGAACUGUUCGCUGGAGGACAACCAUUUGUUGGAUGUUCACAAUUGAUUAUAAAAUAUGUUCAUAGUACCCUCCAUAUCUGGAGGCCUUCUCCUCCAUCUGCAACCUGUGGAUGCUGUGUCAUGGUGACAAAGGGCCCAGUUAAUGUCAUGAUGUGAUUGGUUAGUCAAUUCUAAAAAAUAAAGGAUUAAGAUGUAAGUUUAGAUAAAAUAAGAACUUAUUUUUGCUUUUGUGAUAUUCUGAAAGUGGAUAGAAAUUUAAUAUUUCAUUGGAAGUAAAUAUAUACUGUGAUGUCAUCAUCUACUGACUGAGUUCUACAUCAUUGAAGGCACCAUUACUCACCUGAAUGCCAGUUGCAUAAAGUACAAAUCAUUGUAAUUAAGUUUCCUAGAGGAUAUACACUUAUGCGUUCAAUUUUACAUAAUACUUUACGGCUGAUGUACAAUACAAAAUUAAUAUUGUGUGCUUAUGACUGGGAAAUUCAGUGUUUAAGGACAUAGUAUGUUAAAUGAAAUUCAUUUUUUUUACAGAAGUGUAUACUGAAGGAGCAGCCUUAAUUAAUAUUUUCAAUGUUUGAGUUUAGAAUACUGGUUCAGUUAAGCUGAUCCAGUCUAACAAAAUUUACUUGACAAGAAACUUUGGGGUUGAAAAUCAAACCUGGAAUGAAACUGUUGGGGAGUGUGAUCUUUUUGUGCUUUAACCAGUCUAAAAGUGAGUUGUUCUCACUGAGUACACUCUUGUGUUUUGCUGUGACUUCUUCAUUCCAUUUCUCUACUGAUCUGGCAUUUGUAAAACAUCCUUCUCUGGCCUCUUGAUGUUUUGUAAUCUGAACAGUUUGUUGCUAUGGUUUAAGAAUCCCUUCUUAUUGGGAGGAAGAGUUUUACCUCUCCCUCAUAAGGAACUUGCUGAACAGUUUCAGACUUGAAUGUUUUCUCUGUCUUUAUAAUGUACAGGUUUAUUUUUGUCAGAUUUUGAUAUCUAUAUUCAAUAUUGGGCAACUUAUGGUACUUCUAUCAUUAGAUUAGUUCACAGUGGAUCCUCAGUUUAGUAUUUUAACCAUUAUUGUAUGGGACUAGGGGAUUUAAGCCCAUGUGUUGUGGGGCUGCUGGCCAGACUAAUUGUGGGUAUAAUGGUUUAGCAGUAUGAUAGUAUGAUGCACAGCCAGCUGGACUGCUUGUAAGCCAUGAUGCACUGUUGAUAACUGUUGAAGUGCAAAGAUUAUGUAGGGUGGUUUUAAUUGGAAAUAUGAUUAUGAUGAUAUGGUUAGCAGAAUGUGGUAAAAGUGAAGUUAGUCACUCUUGUCUCUCUUAAGAUGACGUCUUAGUGUCCCCAUGUGGAAACUGAGUGAAGCACAAAGGGCUCAGUCAUGGUAGGCAGAAAGUACUUUCCAAGUAAAAGUCGGACGUGUUACAGCAGUGCUAAGAGGCACAGGCUGUCGGCAAGGAGCUGUCAGGAAGUCUGUCUCCGGCAUUGCAGCUAUGAGGAUAAUUAGAUUUCCAUGUUUAUUCAUUUUAUCAGUUGGAAGAUUUAAAGGCUUCUCAGAAGGUCAACUGAUAGAACAAAUGUGCUGGCUAUUGCCUGAAUUCUUUUUGACAUGCAAACGAUUUUUGAAAUGAAUACAUUCCAGUUGUUGUGGUUUGUUGGUUAUUAUAUUUAUUAUCACUGAUAUACAACAUUUUUGUUUCCUAAUGUAUGACACGUGAUUUCAAUGUUAUUUUAUUGCUGAUAAAAAAUUUAAAAACAGAAUUUUGCUAUCCACAGAUUUUUAAAAAUAUCCAUAAAACGGUUUUUAAUUAUGGUUUCAGCUAGUGUUUAAAGAAUUGUGUUGUUCAUUCCUGUUUCUAUCUUUUAGCUUAACUGAAUGACAUUAAAAAAAUAUAACAUAUAAUUUCAAACUUAUACGAGGUCUGUCCAAAAAGUAUCCGACUAUAUUUUUUUCCACGGUAAGUAAUGGCAAAAGGGUGGGGAAACUGAGCGUAGUGGUAGAAGGGACUUUCAUGUGUACGCAUGAUUUUUUGCUUCCUCGCAGUACCGCUGGAUGCGUCUGUCGCUGCCAGAUAGCGAAGUGGUGUAACACGUGUUCGUCGCAUUCUUGUUUCGCUCAAGAUGACGGAACGCUUGGAGUAGCGAUACUACAUCAAGUUUUGUCAGAAACUUUGGGAUACCCAAGCGGAAACAAUCCGCAAAAUUCAGCAGGCUUUCGGCGAUGAUGCAAUGGGGGUCACUCAAAUUAAAGAGUGGUUCAACCGCUUUAAAGAUGGCCGCAUGUCUGCGGACAGUGACCAGCGAUCCGGGAGACCGUCAACGAGCCGAAAUGCUGAUGUCAUUGACAAAGUGCGGACAUUGAUCAUGGAGGACCGUCGUUUGACCGUCCGGGAAAUUGCUGAUGAGGUUGGGAUCAGCAGAGGUUCUGCAAACACGAUUUUAACUGAGGAUUUGGUCAUGCGAAGAGUGGCUGCAAAAUUUGUGCCCAAACUGCUUUCGCCGGAGCAGCAACAACUCUGCCUUGAGGUAGCACAGGACAUGCUGGAGUGCGCCAACAGGGAUCCUGAGUUCCUGAAGACUGUGAUCACUGGUGACGAGUUGGGGGUGUACGGAUAUGACCCGGAAACCAAGGUCCAGUUAUCACAAUGGAAGCAUCCAACAUCCCCGAGGCCCAAAAAAGCAUGACAGGUUCAGAGCAAUAUGAAGGUGAUAUUGACUGUUUUUUUCGUUUACCGGGGUGUUGUGCAUCAUGAGUACGCACCACUAGGCCAAACUGUCAAUAAGAAGUAUUACCAAGAAGUCCUCCAUCAUCUUUGUGAUGCAGUUCGGAGCAAGAGACCGGAGCUGUGGGACGCACGCAACUGGCAGCUGCAUCAUGACAAUGCCCCCAGCUCAUUCAUCACACCUGAUCCAGGGUUUCCUGGCCAAGCACGGCAUUCCGCAGAUUCGCCAUUCUCCCUACUCACCUGACAUGGCUCCUUGUGAUUUCUGGCUGUUCCCGAGAAUGAAGACACCGCUAAAAGGCUCCCGUUUUGACAGCCGCGAGGACAUCAUACAGAAUGCGACGGCGCAGCUGCACACCGUUCCAAAAUAAGCCUUCCAGAAUUGCUUCCAGCGAUGGAGGGAACGCUGGGCUAAGUGUGUGAGUCACAAGGGGCCUACUUUGAAGGGGAUUAGGUAUUGUAACCCCCAGAUACAGAACUUUGUUUUUCUGACCCAAGGUCGGAUACUUUUUGGACAGACCUUGUAUGUUCUAUCUGCAAGUGAGGGUUUGCACGACUUACAAAAACAUGAAAAACCUGUUUGACAAAAUUAACUACAACAAGCACUGUUGGAAAGUAUGUGGUGACUUGGGAAUUAUAGCAAUCUUGUUAGCCAUGCAGGUUAGGAUAUACAAAGUGUUGCUGCUUCAUAUGCAAAUGGAUAGCCAAGCCAUGGACAAGCACUGCUGGUGAAACAUUGGAAAAAAAGUCAGAAACUGACCCUAGGUGAAAGAAAUGUUGUUCACAGUCCCAUAGUUGAUGCUGCGAAAGUAUUUUUACUGCCACUCUGUAUGAAACUUGGUUUAGUAAAAAAAAAUUGUCAAAGCUAUGAAGCAGAAAUUUCCCUCUUGAGUGAGGCAAAGAUAAAAAAGGAAGGAUUAUUGUUGGCCCACAAAUAAGGAAAAUUACAACAGAUAAAACUUUUCAUUCUAUAUUUUGAAUGAAGUUGAACUAGCAACUUGGACAGCAUUUAAAGAUGUUUGCAGCAAUUUCUUAGGAAACAAUAAAGCAGACAACUACCAGGAAAUCGUGGAAAGACUCCUUCAGUCAUGUGAAGCAAUGGGAUGCAACAUGUCACAAAAGAUUCACUUCUUACACUCACGUUUGGAUUGCUUCCCACAAAAUCUUGGUGCAGUUAGUGACGAACAUGGAGAGCAUUUUUACCAAGACAUUUCAUGGGAAGUGGAGUGUUAACAUGCUGUCAGAUUAAUGCUCGAGUAUUAUCACGGAUGUGCUUGAGACUAAUUACAAAUGGAAGUCAUCAGCAAAAAAAUGUUAAAAUAAGUACAUAUUUAUUAUAAUGUAAUUUUGGAUUCAUGUAUGAAUAAAAAUUGUGUAUUUCGAAUUACGUAUAUCUCUUUUAACUAAGGGCGAUAGAAAUAUUCUGAAGAUAUAUCUGUAAACAGCAUAAAAAAUAGUCCAGGAAGACAUGUCUUACAUAAGAAAACAAUUUUAAAAAAUUGUAUAUCAGUGUUAUGUAAAGUAGCAUGAAAAAUUGUUGAGGUAAGUUCUGUUCAUAGGUUUGUUUACACCUGCAAUAUUAUCUGCCGUUUUGGUGAGUUAUGUGCUCUAAGGAAACAUAUGAGCCCAAAGCAGCAUUUGCUAAAGUAACAAUUAUUCAUUCUAUCAAAAUGUUUAGCAUUUUGUGGUGUGUAGUACUUUAUUAUAUGCUAAACAGUUUCUUAUAAAAUUAUUGAAGUUUG